Molecule: messenger RNA, 1396 nt
Organism: Chrysoperla carnea
Lineage: Eukaryota; Metazoa; Arthropoda; Insecta; Neuroptera; Chrysopidae
Product: glycine-rich cell wall structural protein-like
Exons: 4
Coding region: 65-1378 (437 amino acids)
Source: RefSeq, a predicted model, not a curated record
UCAAGUUCGUUGUGUUUGAAGGUGGUUGUCUCCCAAAGGAAACACCACAAAAAAUUUAGCUAUAAUGGCUUCCAAAAUUAUACUCGCAUGUACGCUGUUGUCACUUUCAUCUGUGUCCAGAGCAACAUUUGGUGGAACUGAACAUGUUCAUAUCCGUGUACAUGUACCUGAAAUUAUUAAAGAAUCACACCACCACAAAGAGAUUAUCCAAUACGAGCACCAUGAUCAUCAUGGCCAUGGCGGCGGAGGUGGGGGCGGUGGUGGCCACGGUGGCCACGGUGGCGGUGGAUUCGGUGGAGGACACGGAGGUGGAAUAUCUAUUGGUGGUGGCCAUGGAGGUGGAUUUGGCGGUGGUUUCGGAGGUGGCCAUGGAGGUGGUGGCAAACAUGUUACCAUUGUUGAAGAACACAGUAUCGGUGGUGGCCAUGGGGGAGGUUUUGGAGGCGGCAGUUUCGGUGGUGGCCAUGGAGGUGGAAUAUCUAUUGGCGGUGGACACGGUGGUGGAUUAUCACUUGGAGGAGGACAUGGCGGUGGAUUAUCACUUGGAGGAGGACAUGGUGGUGGAUUUGGAGGUGGAAGUUACGGAGGAGGUCAUGGAGGCGGCGGCGGUGGUGGCCAUGUUACAAUUGUUGAAGAACAUAGUAUUGGAGGUGGUCAUGGAGGUGGUAUUGGUGGCGGCCAUGGCGGUGGUAGCUUUGGUGGUGGCCACGGCGGUGGACUUUCGCUUGGCGGCGGUCAUGGCGGUGGAAUUUCACUUGGUCAUGGCAGUGAUUUAGGAGGAGGAUUUGGAGGUGGCCAUGGUGGUGGAGAUAUUGGAGGUGGCUAUGGAGGAGUAGGAAUCGCCCACAGUGUAUCGAUAAGUAGUGACCACGGUAGUGGAGAUAUUGGCGGUGGUUACGGCGGUGGACACGGAGGUGGAUCAAUUGGCCACAUUGCUGAUAUUGGCGGUGGAUAUGCAGGUGGUCAUGGAGAUAUCGGUGGAGGUGGAUACGGAGGUGGUGGCGGCGGAGGCCAUGCCAGUAUCUCAAUCAGUAGUGAUCAUGGUAGUGGAGGUGGCUUAGGAAGUUACGGAGGUAGUAGUUUCGCUAGCAGCCACGAAAGCAGUGGUGGAUUUGUUGGAAUAUCCAGUGGAGGUGGACAUGAUGAUCAUGGAAGCUUAGGAGGCGGCGGUGGUGGUCACUACAGUGGUGGUGGCGGUGGAUUCAGUGCUAGUUUUGGAGGUGCCGAUAGUUAUUCGGGUCAUGACAGUUAUAGUGUAGGCGGUGGUUCAAUUGGCGGCGGAUAUUCGAGUAGCGGUGGUGAUAGUUACAGUCCGAGUCAUGGAGGUGAUGAAGGUGGCCCAUACGGCUAUGGUCCAGAAAGUGGACACCACAAAUAAGUAAAUAAUAUUCUCAAA